Messenger RNA from Pocillopora meandrina, 6482 nucleotides. The record is from the annotation of a GenBank genome assembly. Lineage: Eukaryota; Metazoa; Cnidaria; Anthozoa; Scleractinia; Pocilloporidae.
AUGGCGGACGAAUUCGUCACGAGAAGUAUGCUGUAACGACAACUCGACUAGGAAAGGUUGCCAAAUGAAUACCGGCCUUUUGUAGACACAGAAAUAUAUCACCAUCUCUCCAAAAUGUUUAGGAAAAAACCUGAUCCAAAAGGUAGGGUAUAUGAUUUGUUUGUGGUUGUCAUGUUAAAGGAUAAAAGAUCUAAUAUAACCUAUAUUCAUUUGAUAAAGGGUACCAUUUUGAGAAAAUUUCUUUCUUUUUGCGAGCUCUUGCUUCAUACGCAUGGCCUGUAUAUCAGUUCCCAUGUUAUUAUUUUAACGGUGAUGGUCUCAAAAGUUUUCAGGUAUAACUAUGAUUUCGACCAAUCGUGCCAGUUCGGCUGAAUGUCAGAUACAUAUAUUUUCAGUUACUUUAUUAGCACAAUUAUUUCUUUACAUCUGUUACCAACCAUAGAUGAAAUUUAAAUUCAUCACGACUUUUGACUCAAGAAUAAAGAAUUUUAAAUAUAAUAACUUCUGUGGACUGCAAGAGUGAGGUAUUGUGAAAUUUAAAAGGGGCUACCCGUGAAAAAUUGCUGUUUGCGUCGUAAAAGUGAUUCAUCUGUUAAGUUUGGUUAGAUACAACAGCUGGUUACCGCUUCUUAUUGGCAAAUGAAACAAGCCCUGAUAAGUGUUGAGAACUAGAGGUUGACUGAAUCCUAAAAGUGUUGAUGCUGAAAAAUAAUUUUGAUUGUUGUCUUCCUAACUUGCUGUAUGGUAGUAAUGUAUCAUUUGAUUUAAAUCUACAAACGCUUGAAAAAUAGCGAUGUGAACCGACAUUUCAGAGUCUUCAUGACGCCAUUGUCAAGGUAAAAGUUAGGAUAAUGAAUUCUGCGAGUAUUAAUAACUGUAAUAAAUUUACAUGAUAAAGAUGCAAGGUUAAAUUACAGAAAUACUUUAACACAGAUUGAGUCAAACUGCAUAUUCAGGGUUGCUUUUAGUUCUCUGAUGAAUAACAUCUUGUGCACAAAGCAACCAAAUUUAUUUUUGCAUUUAUUUGGAACAUUGAAGCACCUCAGUAGGUCUUCAGGGACCUUGCUAUGUUGUCUUGGUAGUGUUUAUGUAUAGAAGAUGACCAUUGGUUAUGUCCGUCCACAUGUACGUGUAAGUGUGUGUGUGUGUAUAGCCCACAUAACCUGCAUCACACAAGUCACAUCGAAAAUGAUAGACAAUGUGUUGUUGGUUCAUGAUCUGGGGCUUUUUCUCUCCAACUUUUAGGUGUUGGUUGAUUUUACAGCUGAUGAACAAAGGUUGGACAGCUGUCUGUACUUUUAGGCUGGGGUCCUUGAGUUGUUUCUUGACAUAAUUUGCUGAUUCUCAUGUCCUCUACUGAAGAAACACUUAAGCAUGAUGGAACCCUUUAGCAGCUCCCUUCAUUCUACCGCAGAUAUGUUGAUGACAUGCUCACCAUAAUUCCUGAUGCACCAACAGCAACCGAUUUCCUAUGCACUCUUAACAAUGUCCACACUUCGAUCAGAUUCACUGUGGAGGUAGAAAAGAACAGCAUGCUUCCUUUCCUUGGCACUCAACUACUCAACCAUGCAGCCUGAGUUUAUGUAAAACCAACUAAAACAGGUCUACUAUUACACUAUCAAAGCCAUGUAGACAAUUGUUACAAACAGAGCUUAUGGACAACCAUGCUUGAUCACACACACCGAUUAUCUUCCUCUUGGACAUAUUUCUCUGAUGAGUGUGAUUGCCUAAAGAAAUUUUUUUCAAGACUUAAAUACCCAAAAUGUCUGAUUAAUUCCACCAUCAACAAUUUUGUUCAUUCAAGAGUAGCAGACCAACACUCCUCACAGGUGCUAAAACAACAGAGGGCCAUUGUUCGAGUGUUCAUACCAAUCCAGGACCAAGAAUCAGCAAAUUAUGUCAAGAAACAGCUCAAGGACCUCAGCCUACAAGUACAGACAACUGUCCAACCUGUGUUUGUUAGCUGUAAAAUCAACCAACGCCUAAAAGCGGAAGAGAAAAAAAGCCACCGAUUGUAAACCAACAAUGUGUUGUUUAUCGUUUUCAAUGUGACUUGUGUGAUGCAGGUUAUGUGGGCUAUACGUGCGUACACCUACAUGUACAUGUGGUCGGAUAUAAACAAUGGUCAUCUUCUUUAUAUAGACACUACCAAGACAAACAUGGCACGGUCCCUGAAGACCUACUGAGGUGCUUUGAUGUUCUAAAGAAAUGCAAAAAUAUAUUUGAUUGCUUAGUUCAUGAGAUGUUAUCAUCAGAGAACUAAAAGCAACUCUGAACGUGCAAGUGGACUCAAUCCAUGUUAAAGUAUUUCUGUAAUUAAAUCUUGCAUUCUUUAUCAUGUAAAUUUAUUGGAGUUGUUAAUUCUUGCAGAAUUCAUUAUCCUAACAUUUACCUUGACAAUGGCGUCAUGAAGACUCCGAAAUGUUGGUUCAUAUCACUAUUUUUAUGUGUUUAUGUAUAUUAACUAGAUCUUUAUUGAUAAUUGAUUUAAAUCAUUUUUGAUUAAAGAACAAAUGAGACAACAGAAAAGGCAGCUGAACAGAACACAGAGGGAAUUGGCCAGGGAUCAAAGUGCUCUUGAGAGGCAAGAAAAACAACUGGUGAGACAAAUAAUUUAUUAAAAUUAAUUAUCUAUCCAAAUCUAACUUAAAUAAAAUUUAUUAUUUGCAAAAGCUAGCUGUGCAGGCUAUCACCAACUCAGACUAUGGAGCCCAUUCUGCUCCUUUAUUCUCCAAACUAGGAAUUUUAGAUAUUUCCAAGUCAAUAUGUUUUAAAUUGCCAAAUUUAUGUUUUAUUGUAAAAAUAACUUAUUGCCCCCAUUGUUUCUCAAUCUUUUUGUAACGAAUAGCCAAAUUCACAACAAUGGUACCAGGACAGCCAAUAAUAUCAAACGCAUUUGUGCUGUACAAAUCUCAAGCAAUUUACAAUUCUCUACCAAGGUCCUAAAAUUUGGAACUCUCUUUCUGUUUCAGUCACUUGCUCAUCAAACCUUCUUUAGCUUUAAGACAAAAAUGCAAGAGUUUUUACUGAAAUAAUCACUGAAUUGGCCAAGCUGCACAUUCGCAGCACUUUUUCUUCACCUGAUUUAUUAUAAUUGUAAGUGAGGUGGCCCUCUUAUAAGCCUGGUGGCUUAUUGGGUCUCCUGGCCUUCUAGCUAUUGAUGCUGUAAAUAAUUUUUUUUGUAUUGUUGAAAUAAGGAAAUUAAAGAUGAUGAUGAUGUUGAAUCCCUAUGCAAACAUCAGUUUAUGCCCUAUCUUUGUAUCAUUACUUCUCAUAAUGCUAGGUCCCCGCCCCCUGUCUUAUUUAUCCAUAAUUCAUUUAUUCAUCAAGUCAGUUGAUCGCUCAUUUUUCCACUCACUCAUUCACUUUUUCAUUCAUCUAGUCUGUCAGUCAUCCAUUUGAUUACUCAUUUGUUCCUCCAGUCAACCAAUCAGUCAAUCAAUCAGUUCAUCACCUAGAGUCAAUCGUUUUCUUUUAUUAUGCUCUUAGGAAGCAGAGAUCAAGAAAAUGGCAAGACUUGGAAACAAACAGGUUUGAUGUCAUUCACACAAAUUUUAAAUAUGAAGUAUUACAAAAUGGUUUUUCCUUGAUGCCUUCAUUGUACUUUCCACCACAAGACAAAACACAGCUUUAAAAUGAAGAUCAACCUAACCAAACUGUGACUAGUCCAUGAAAUUGCAGUGCUAACACAAAACAAAUGUAACUAAUCUCAAACAUUUAGAAUAUUUAUUACUAGAGUCUUUCUUUUAUUCCAUGCAACAUAUUACAACAUUACACAUUACAACAUAUGAUAGAUCUAAAUUAAGGUCUACCAUUCCAUCUGACUUGUGUUUUCUAACCAUCUUCAACUGAGAAUUAUUCAGUAUUUUCCAUCCAAAUGGAAAGUUAACAUCUAUCUGUUGAAAAUUCAUUUACUUAGGCUGCAACAACACUUGCCAAGCAGCUGGUUAAUCUACGAAAACAGAAAACUAAAAAUAUGACCGUAAGUUCCCGUGUGAUGGCCAUUGGACACCAGUCACAAGCCAUGCAUGCAUCAGCAAAAAUGGCAGGUGCCAUGUCUACAGCAACCAAGGUAUGACUAAGGAUUUAUUAGUUUACUAUUGUUUCAAUUUCUAGUAUUUUGGCUUCUAGUUUUUAAAUUACUUUGAACAGCUUUAUCUUAGCAUGGUAUCAAUUGCUUAAGGUGUGCAGGAAAGAUGAAAACAACACAACCAAAUCAGUUAAGUGUCCUCUACGGCCAACAAAAGCCCUGAUGUGUUGGCUGGUGAAACAGUCCAAGUUCUAAACAACAGGAAAAAAAAUCAGGGGCCAUUUGGUUGCUCAGUGUUUUGUUUGUGUUUUUGUUCAACAACAACAACAACUCAAAUGUGCUCAACAACAAUUAAGGAUGUAUUAAACAGAAAAUAAUAAUUAAUUGUAAUUACGAAAAACUAGAGGGUACCUACACCCUAGGAUAAUUAAACAGCUCAAAAUGACAGGGAGCUGCUCUGUUCUAAGGUGUAUGUUUUCUGGGUUCUGUUGCCUUUAGUUGAUAUAGUAAAAUGGCAUACUAGGUGAAUAAUCGCUUAUCAUGAUGUCCUUUUACUCUGGCAAUCCUUUUUAAUCAGAUUAUCAUAUUGUAAUAUGUUUCUGUAGGCCAUGGGAAGUGUAAAUGCCCAGAUGAAUCCAGUGCAAUUACAACAAACUCUGCAGAACUUUGAAAUGGAAUCUUCAAAAAUGGACAUGAAGGAAGAAAUGAGUAAGUUCUUUCAAAGUCUUUUUAAAUGCUUAGUAAAUUGUGGUGGAGUGUAGGUGAUGGUAGCCACAGAGGAGAGAAGCAUUCUCCCCAGCAACAAGGAGGUCAUCAUAGCAACUGAGCUGCAUUCCACCUUAGAAGGUGACCCUAGAGCCAGCUGGUGCUAUUUCUUUUGUUUUUAAUACCUAGCCUAAAUUAUAUUUAACCUCGUUUAAUUUGAAAAACUGGAAUAGCUCCACCUUUCAUGACAUAAACAGGGCAAUAAACUUAAGUUUUUCAAAGAAGCAUUUAGUGACCUAAUUGCCAGAAAUUAUAUUUAGUCACAAUUUGUUAUUAAAGAAAAGGAGGAAACAUUGAUAGUGUUGGAUGAAAUAAAAUUAACUCACUUUAACUAAGUGAGAAAAACAUUACAGCUUUGUUUGCAUGACCACCAAACACAAGUUGUCAAAGUGAUAACUUUUGCAGCAAAUUCCAAUGCUGAAACUUUUUCCACUUGUCAUGGCAACCAAAAUAGUGGCAGGCUGUACACUGGAGUCUGUAUCAAAAGGUCUGUGGUGGCACCUGGACCAGGGCAUUUUUUUUCAGAGCCUCUUUCUGCCAAGGAACAUCAAUGGUUACUGAAAAAUUAUGGAGGAGAUGUGAGGGAGUGUAUGCUCUUCCUUUCCUGGAUCUUAAACUGUUUCAUAGUGCUAGCCUUUUGUUGGUGUGAGCCAGAUAAAAGGAAUACUGUAUUGACAAAUAAAACUAAGCUAUAUUUAUCUUCUAAAAUCUUCUAAGUUUUUAUCAUUUUUCCUUCUUUCUGUUUUAUUCUAGUGAAUGAUACUCUAGAGUCAAUAUUAGAUGAAUCAGGAGAUGAGGAGGAGCAGGAUGCGAUCGUCAAUCAAGUUCUUGAUGAGAUCGGCAUUGAAAUAUCUGGGAAGGUAUAUGGAAUGGCUCUAAGGCAUUAUUGCUUCUUACAACAUAGUUUCCUGUUCUUUUCUCACUCCAAACUCAUUUCUUAUGUAUGGUAAUUUCAAACUGUUAUUUACUAUCAGGGUCUGCUUGACAUGUGUAAUCACAUGAUGGCAUCAUAACACGUGAUCAUUGAAGUCCAAUCAGAAUAGUAGAAAGUUGUAAAUGUUGAACCUAUUCUUAUGCAUGAGUCUCAACUGCAGAUAGCAUUUGAAUACCAAGUUGCCGCUAGGUAACUCAUCCUCAAGUAAAAUACGAUGUAUUUAUUUAUUGUUAAUUCGAUCAGGCUCCUUCACAGGGAAGAAAGAAGUGGCUAAUUUUGUCUUCUUCUCAACAUGCAUCUUCACGUUCUCCUUCCAUUAUAAAUCAUUUUUUUCUUCGACAAAAUAGCUAAACUUUAUAUUUAGAAUUGUCUGUGGAAAAAACGGAUUAAUGUCAGUGUCUGGGCAACUGCGCAACUGCGCACAUACCCCUCCCCCAACCCAACUUUAACUCUAACUAGUUAUCAGUUGAAUGUGGUUGGGUCAGGGGAGGGGUAGGUGCGCAGUUGCUCCGACAGUGACAUUGAUCCAAAAUGGCGAAGAAAGGUGUCCAAGACGCCAUGACUGUUGUUUUCAUUUGAAAUCGUCAAGAUUUUAUUUACUCAUUCCUUUAAAUAAACGAGCAUUCAUUUGUUUAGAUGGCAGAAGCACCUUCCGCGCAUGGCGGUAAAUUACCAACAGGACAACGGGCGGCAGCUUCCAAGGGAACAUCGGAUGCAGAUAUCGAGGAGAUGUUGGCUAAGUUGAAGGCCUAA